This is a messenger RNA of Myotis brandtii (Brandt's bat), 1698 nucleotides long. It is a transcript of the gene TSPAN11, whose product is annotated as tetraspanin 11. Bases 34 to 810 code for a protein of 258 amino acids. Lineage: Eukaryota; Metazoa; Chordata; Mammalia; Chiroptera; Vespertilionidae. The record is from RefSeq and is a predicted model, not a curated record. Gene Ontology annotation, cellular component: membrane. The transcript is spliced from 9 exons.
CCCUCCGCCAGGGCACAGGCAGGCCCAGCUACCAUGGCCCAUUACAAGGCUGAGCAGGAUGACUGGCUGGUUGUCUACCUGAAGUAUUUACUCUUUAUCUUCAACUUCUUCUUCUGGGUGGGGGGGGCCGCCGUCCUGGCCGUGGGUGUCUGGACGCUGGUGGAGAAGAGCGGCUACCUCAGCGUCCUGGCCUCCAGCACCUUCGCCGCCUCUGCCUACAUCCUCAUCUUCGCGGGCGCCCUUGUCAUGGUGACCGGCUUCCUGGGCUUCGGUGCCAUCAUCCGGGAGGACAGGAGCUGCCUCUCCACGUAUUUCUGCCUGUUGCUGGUGAUCUUCCUCGUGGAGCUGGUGGCGGGGGUCCUGGCCCACGUGUACUACCAGAGGCUGAGCAAUGAACUGAAGCAGCACAUGACCCGGACGCUGUCUGAGAACUAUGGGCAGCCUGGAGCCAUGGAGAUCACCACCUCAGUGGACCGUCUGCAGCAGGACUUCAAGUGCUGUGGAAGCAACAGCUCUGCCGACUGGCAGCACAGCACCUACAUCCUGUCCCGGGAGGCCGAGGGCCGCCGGGUGCCCGACAGCUGCUGCAAGACGGUGGUAGCACGCUGCGGCCAGAGGGCCCACCCCUCCAACAUCUACAAGGUGGAGGGAGGCUGCAUCACCAAACUGGAACAGUUCCUGGCCAACCACCUGCUGCUCAUGGGAGCAGUGGGCAUCGGGGUGGCCUGCCUGCAGAGACAGGAAGGAAAAUGCCUGGGGCCAGGGGGCCAACUUGAACUUGUAAGGAACAGAGACCUGAGAGGAGUGUGAGUGUGGGCUCAGACCUGCGGAAUGGUUCUCACCUGCUGCUUGCACCGGAGGCUCCAGCUGCAUGUUCACUAACGGCCCAUCCUGUCCCCCUCCAACCUCCCCCCACAAGGACAGGGGUCCAAAUCCCAUCUGCCAGACCCGGGGAGCCAGCAUAGCUCAUCUAGAAACUCGCAGAAAGUCCCCAUCCCUGGUGCCCACCCUUCAGACCCACCAAGUGCUCAAGACCACGGCUCCUGAAGUUCCCACCAGACGGGAACCCUCCACUUCUGAGUGCUCACUGCCAGCCCAGGUGGGGACUGGCCCUGCCAGGGACAGACAGGAGGCUCCCAAGGACCACGGGAAGGUGAGAGAUUUGGACUCUCUGCUCCCUCCCAGCUCCUGAAACGACAUCAAAGGACUACAGACCUUGACCCCUCUGGACCGGGCGUUCAGCGUGACCCCGACGGGUGCUGAGCAGCCCUCCUCUCGCCUCUGCCUAGGUUUGGGGGCUUUGCUCUGGCCUCCCAGAGAUGCAUCACGGUGGGCAGUUAGGGGUAUCUCUGCCCCCAGAAGGCCCAGGCCUCUGAUCUGCCCACCCCAAGGCCUUCUCACGGGAGAGGAGUGUCCCCAUGGCCUGGCUCCUUCCUGCAGGGCCUGGGAGUGGAGAGAAUGAGGUGAGGCCGCCGGGCGCUGGAUGCGGGCAGUGGUAGAUGGUGGGGCUUCGGGCAUGGAGCGAGGGGGCUGGGGGCGUAGAGAAGGCGGGGAGUUGGCCCCACCUGCAUGUGCUGCAGCAGGAGCCUGCGCCGCCUGGCCUUCUUCUCCGGGAGAGGAGCCCUGGGAGAAAGGCCCCGAGCCCCAGCCUCCAGGUGUUAUGCCCAGAUUUCAGGAUCCCCAAACCACAUCAGUGAG